UUUCAGUUUUCUAACCUAUAAGUAAAUUCCAGGUUUACUUGAACUGAUUUUGACUACGGUUCUGCGAUUACGAUAAUUAGAACUGAGUUGUGUCGUGUACACUUCACUUCAAUCUCGUUAUUAGUUUGGUAGUUGUAAAUUAAGUAAAUUACUUAAAUUUUUAAAAAAGCUUCAUAAAGUUGUCACCAUGCCAGCUGAAGAGAAAACAUCAGGCAAAAAGCUGUCUAACAAAGAAAAGAAGAAGUUGAAACUAGAGGAGGAAUUUGAAACUAAGCCAGCAAAGUCGAAGAAAGGCCGGAAACAUGAUGACUCAGACUCUGAAGUAGAAACGUCUCAGAAACCAGCAGUGAAUGAUGAUGAAGAAAGUCAAGCAUCGGGCAAACCUCAGAAGAAGUUAUCUGCCAAAGAAAAGAGGAAAUUGAAGAAAGGGCAAAUGGAUGAUUUCAAUGACUCUGAUUCGAUAUCUUCUUCUCUAUCUGGAGUUCAGAAAGCUAAAAAAUUGUCUGCAAAAGAUAAGAAAAAGUUGAAAGAUGAAGAAGGAUUCAGGAGUAAGGAGCAUAAACCAACCAAAGGAAAGAAAAGAGAUGAUGAUAGUGACUCAGACUCAAACGUCAAAAAAUCUAAGUCAGGAAAAUCAGGUAAUGUUUUUGCAUCUUUUAUUGAGUCAGAUGAAGAUGAGCCUGUUGCAAGCUUAGCUCCCAAAAAGUCCAGUGCCAAAGAAAAAAAGAAAAUUGAGAAGAAGAAGAAAAAGCUAGAAAGUGACGAUGAAAGUGAUGAUUUUAGCAUCAGUAAAAAAGAUUCCGAUGAAGAUUCAAGCGCAACGGACCGCAUAGGAAAAAUACCCAAAAAACUAACAGCGAAAGAGAAGAAAAAGUUGGAAAAGAAAAAGAAGUUGGAAGAAAGUGCUGAUGAAAGUGAUGAUAUAGAUGUCAUUAAAAAAGAGAAUUCUAAGAAAAUAGAAGAGUCUGAUGAGGAUUCUGAUGAUUCAAAACCCUCGCUCAAAAAACUAUCUGCCAAAGAAAAGAAAAAGUUAGAAAAGAAGAAGAAACAAGCAGUAAGUGAUGAUGAUAGUGAUGAUUUGGAUAUCAUUAAAAAAGAAAAAACUAAGAAAGUGGAAGAGCCUGAUGAGGACUCAGAUGCCUCAAAACCUGUACUUAAAAAACUAUCCGCUAAAGAAAAGAAAAAGUUAGAAAAGAAGAAGAAACAAGCAGUAAGUGAUGAUGAUAGUGAUGUAGAUAUCAUUAAACAAGAAACUGCAAAGAAAGCAUCGGACUCUGACAAUGAAGCUUCCACUAAUGCAGCGCCUAAAAAACUCACAGCAAAAGAAAGAAGGAAACUGGAGCGGAAAAAGGGAUGGGAAGAAGAGGAAGAAGAACAGGAUGAGGAUGUAACAAAACCCAAAGAAGAGAAAAAAGUAGAGGAUGUCGCAGAAGAGAAAGGUGGUAAAAAACUCAAUGCCAAGGAAAGAAGAAAGAUGGAGCGACAGAAACAAUGGGAUGAACUCGGUGAAGAGAAAAAAGAUGUUGAAAAUGUUGAAGAUAAAGCUGAGUCCAAACCUGUUGAAGUGAUUGAAGCAGCAAUUGAAAAUCUGCAGAUAACUAAAGGAAAACAGAAAGAGAAAAAGAAGAAAAAAGACGGUGGUAAAGAGAACGAACCUGAUGCAGAGUUAAGUAGCAAAGAAUCCAUUAAAAAGGAUGAAAAAGUUGAGAGUAAAACGGUGAAUGAUGUUGAUGCAUUGAGUGCAAGUUUAGAUAGUAUGCAGCUGAAAGCUAAGGAACCCAAGAAACUGUCCGCCAAAGAGAAGAAAAAACUAGAAAAGAAAGAGAAAAUUGAAGCAGAUUUCAAACGGCAGAUGGGAUUACUUGACACCGAAGAAGGGGAGAAGAAAAAUGAUGAUGAAAAAUUAGAAAUCAAGGAAGAUGCGAAAAAAGUUGAAGGUAGUGAAGCAGAUGUAAAUGAAGAAAAAGUUGAAAAAUCUAAAGAAAAGAAAAAGAGUAAAAAAGAAGUGAAGUUCAGUGAGCCCCAAGAAGACCAUAAAGAUGAAAUAGCUGAAGAGGAAGCUUCCAAAGACGAAUCUGUUCCUGAAAUUUCAGAGGAAAAAGGAGAGAAGGAGAAGAAACUCACACACAAAGAGAAAAAGAAGCUGAAAAAAGAAAUGGAAUAUCAAAAAAUGAUGGAGUUAACAACAAAGAAGGGUGGACAAGGUCAUAGUGAGUUAGACUCAAACUUUGCUGUCUCCCAAUCCUUAAAAUCAGCUAACCAAUUAGCAGCACUUGAGAAUGCUGUAGAUAUCAAAAUUGAAAACUUUAGCAUAUCGGCCAAGGGAAAAGACUUGUUCACAAAUGCAACGCUUUUAAUUGCUGCAGGCCGCAGGUACGGUUUAGUUGGACCCAAUGGACAUGGUAAAACAACAUUACUCAGGCAUCUUGCGACUCGAGCUUUUGCAAUUCCGCCAAACAUUGAUAUUCUUUAUUGUGAGCAGGAAGUCAUUGCCGAUGAUACAUUAGCAUAUGAAGCUGUAUUAAAAGCAGAUGUCAAACGAACAGAACUUCUGAAGGAAUGUAAAGAGCUGGAAGAAAAAAUUGAGAAAGGAGAUUUGGAAGCACAAGAAAGGCUAAAUGAAGUAUAUGAAGAAUUAAAAGCAAUUGGUGCGGAUUCAGCAGAGCCACGAGCACGCAGAAUUCUAGCUGGUUUAGGAUUUUCACGAGCCAUGCAGGAUCGUCCGACCAACAGUUUUUCGGGAGGUUGGCGAAUGCGUGUCUCUUUAGCUAGAGCUUUGUUUGUAGAACCAACUCUUUUGUUACUUGAUGAACCUACAAAUCACUUAGAUCUUAAUGCUGUAAUUUGGCUGGACAACUACUUACAGGGCUGGAAGAAAACACUCUUAGUUGUCUCUCACGACCAAAGUUUCUUAGAUAAUGUUUGUAAUGAAAUUAUUCACCUAGACAUGCAAAAACUAUUCUACUACAAAGGAAAUUACACAAUGUUCAAAAAAAUGUUUGCGCAAAAGCGGAAAGAACUAAUUAAAGAGUACGAAAAACAAGAAAAGCGUAUCAAGGACUUGAAAGCUCAUGGUCAGUCCAAGAAAGCUGCAGAAAAGAAACAGAAAGAGGCGCUCACGAGGAAACAAGAGAAAAAUCGUAGCAAAGCACCGAAAGCAGACGACGAAGACAAACCCACAGAAUUGUUGCAGAAACCAAGGGAAUACAUCGUUAAAUUUUCCUUCCCAGAUCCUCCUCCUCUCCAACCACCUAUUCUUGGUCUUUACAACGUAACUUUUGCGUAUCCCGGCCAAAAACCACUCUUCAUUAAUUGUGAUUUCGGUAUUGACCUUAGUUCUCGUGUUGCUAUCGUAGGUCCUAAUGGAGUUGGUAAAUCUACGUUUUUGAAACUUCUUACCGGUGAUUUGGAGCCAACAAAAGGUGAAGUCAAAAGAAAUCACCGGCUUCGAAUUGGAAGGUUUGACCAACACAGUGGAGAACAUUUAACAGCUGAAGAGACCCCUAGUGAAUAUUUGAUGCGGCUAUUUGAUUUGCAGUACGAAAAGGCGCGCAAAGCUCUAGGAACGUUUGGUCUGGCGUCACAUGCUCACACAAUCAAAAUGAAAGACCUUUCAGGAGGGCAAAAAGCACGAGUAGCUAUGGCCGAACUGUGUCUAAUGGCUCCAGAUGUUAUAAUUUUGGAUGAACCAACGAACAAUUUAGAUAUUGAGUCCAUCGAUGCUCUGGCAGAAGCAAUUAACGAGUAUAAUGGAGGAGUUAUUAUCGUUUCUCACGACGAACGUUUGAUCCGAGAAACAGAAUGUUCUCUAUGGGUCAUUGAGGAUCAGACGAUCAAUGAAGUCGAUGGAGACUUCGAUGACUACAGGAAGGAGCUGUUGGACAGUUUGGGUGAAGUCAUCAACAAUCCUAGUAUCAUUGCCAACGCAGCUGUUGAACAGUAAAUUUAAUCCAGUCAUGAGGUUCAAAAGUAUUUUUUCCUUGAAAACUUUUAAGAAAUGUCUUUGAUUGAAACCUCAGAAUGAUCUUGUGUCAACCCUAAAAGUAAGGAAAGCAAUUAUCAAUACCUAUCCCUACUGCCUCCCUCUCUCAAAAAAAUGGUAGAUGAUAAUAAGUAAUGUUGAAAAAUCCCAAGUUUUAAAGAAUUUUUCAAUGUUUUCUUACCUUUUUUACCUCAUUGUGUAACAAUGAAUUCAUUUCAAUAAUUUUCGGCAUAUCUCUCCUAGACUGGUAUUUUCUUAAUCUCCCUGCUGAAAAUAUCAGUGAGUGUUUGGUUUUUCCUCUUAAGAUGUACAACUGUAAUUACCUACCAGAAACUCAAUCCUCACCAUUGUUGGUCAUUUAAAGCACAGAAUAAGUCUUUUACUUCAAGCAGUUCUGCUACUUUUUUUUGUUAAUUUUUUUUUUUUUUUUUUUUUUUUUUUUUUUUUUUUUUUUAUAAUCAUUAGCCGUACUACUUUUCAGCUCUCUCAAUCCUAUUAAGAGUUAUAACUCUUUGCUCCUCUGUUUUUAGCUUAGAAUUCGUAAUUCGUCCUGUAAUUAUUAUAAUGAGUCAAUUUUUUCAUCUUAUGACUUUUUUUUGUGUAACAUUCUUUGUUACAGAAUAUAUUUCACUGUCAAAUAAAAUGAGAUUAGUCUAAUGGGUUAAUCUAUUGAAUAGGAAAUUUAUUUUAUCUGAUUCUCAAUUCUCAUAGAAAACUGAAAAGGAUGACGUAGAGUUUCAAAAUUGCAACUCUUUCAAAGUCUGGAAUUCUAAUGCUUAUCACCAUGUAUCAACGAUAUACCAAUGUAUUACAGACUUCCCGCUGCGAGAAAAAUUUUUAAAAAGACUGGAGUGUUACUGUCAAAACGAAGUUAGGAGCUCUUUAGGUCAAUUUUAUGUUUAAUUUCUUGUAGAUAAUUUAAUUUAAAAUGUAUUACUGUAUUCAUAGUUCUAUUUCUUUUUAAGUGAGAAUUUGCACAGUAUAUUUUGUCAUACUCCUAAAGUUUUCAACAUUGAUGUCAGUAUUUUUUACUUUCUCGCUUCUCUAGCGGGUAGAGGAAGUAUUUAAUUUAAUUGAACAAAUAAGUUUCAAAUUUCAAAGUUCCGUCAAAAUAUGAACCAGAGCUAAGUAAGAGUUUGCUUAUUUUAGCUCAGAUAUUACAUAUUAUUAUAAUUUUAUUUCUGAAUUAAGUGUUUAAUUUAAGACCGUUUUCUUGUUCAUGCUCAGUGGAUUUGUCCAUCCGUUCUUAAAUAAUUAGAAAAUGAGGGAGGACAGUCACAGAAAUUUUCUACAGACAGAAUACUUAGGUUGAAUUGAUUGCAGCAAGCAAAGAAAUGUUACUUUCGAAGUACAAACGUUACUAGCAAUCAUUUUUCCAGUCAUGAGGAGGCUUUAGGUAAAAUUAAGUAAAAUCGAUGAUGAAACCAGAAAAUAAGUAUCCGGAUUGCGGUGUUUCAACAUUUCUGUUUCAGCUUUACUUUUUCAGCAUAAAACUGUAAUAUUUUUGCAUCAAAUGAAUUAUUCAUCUCAAAGAUUAUUAUUCUCAUGAAUUAUUCUUUGAAUGCUGAAAGAAAAUAGUUUUAAUUUAUGAAUAUAAAAUUAUUAUUUUGUCUGAAUUAAAACUGAUUUUGCCAGAAGUUCUCAACAUCAUCAAUGAAGAUUCAAGCUUCUCGAGAUUCACUUUCAAAUUAUGACAAAACCGAGUCAACUAAGUGCCUUCUUUUGUGCCAAGCAUCAUUAUUUAAAAUUAUUUUACUACGGAUACGCUCUUUGAGUGACAGGAUGGUAGAUUAUUACUGGAUCCACACUAAGCUUCUGAUAAAUCAAUGCUCUGAUUCUCCCUCAGAAUAUUAAUGCAAUAGUUUGUACGGAAUGAAGUGAACUAUAAGGGUCAUCAAUACCACUACCGCUAGCCAGGUAAAUAGCAAUUUUUCAAACUAAAAAUUAGCAUUCCCAUCGGCGCUUUUCCAGACUCAAAUCAAGACACCCAGCGUCAUAUAUCCUCUGCUGAGGCCAUGGAAUGUAGUUGAUUUUUGCACACAACUUAAAUCUUUUUUGCAAGAAAAAAAAUAAAAACUUUGAGAAGGAUCGUUCAACAGUACAUUUUUAGGAAUGAAUCUACAAGGAGUUGACCCCAAAAAAACAAAAUCAUCUUAACAAGGAAAAACAUCAGAUUUGUAAUUUUACAACGUUUAUCGCAGAGUUUUCAAUAUAUAUUUUUUUAAAUUCAUGCUUAUCAAAGAGGAGACUGACUGUCGGAAACUAAAUUUAUCAUUCUAUAUGGUCAUUCUGACGAGGAAAAUUCUUCUCCUCUCAGUACGGAACCUUUUUGAGACUUGUUCACUUGCAACUGUGGCUCUCAAUGGUGAUUUUCUGUUAAUCUGCAAUGGCGUAUGCUUCUGUAAACUGUAAAUCUUCUCUUGAAGUGUUGAAUGUUUCUGAAAUUACUGUAAAACUUGCUGAUACUUAUCUAAUAUGUAGGGGAAAAAUGUCUUUUGGCGUAGAAUAGCUUAGGAAAGCUUCCACAUCCAAGACUAAUACUGCCGUGCUAAGGAAGAACGCCGUAUGAACAUUCGAGAGUUGCCAAAUUUCCUUCCACAAAAUGAUCAUUUUUAAGGAAAGUUAUGAAUAUUUUUUCUUUAAAUUUUCAAAAUCUUUAGGUUAAAUUGUGAACUAAAUUAUCUGAAAAAUUCGGAGGAAAACAUUGAUAAAUCUAUCAGUAAAUUUGCGUUUUAUGGAAGGAAAUUUGGCAACGCCUGAAGGUUCAUACGGCGUUUUUCCUUAGCAUGGCAGAAUACCUUUAGAUUGGAGCAAUAUACAUUAUACGUACCUAUGUAAACGUUCCUCAUAAGCUCCAAAAUAAAGCUGUUGUUUUUAGAAUCAAAGCUUGGUCUCAGGCACUACUGAUUUUGGUAAAAAAAAAAAAAAACUAUUCUUUUUUUUGUUAGAGCAAUUGUGUUUUCCUCACAAGCAACGUUAUAAUAGUACCAGGGGUCUUAGAACCAGUGUAAGGAGAAUUGUUUUGGUUAUUGUCAUCAUCAUGAGGUUACCGAAACAGGAACUUUCUCUUCUUGAUAAUCAUCUUAAGGCUGUGUUCGAACACUUAUUUUUGCUAUCUUGCUUGUUUCAAUCAACAUUUCAGAUCAUGAUGAAACUGAAUUGGAAUCAAACAUUGAGUUACGUUCCGUCUUACUCUGUAAAAUAAAAAUUGGAUAGAUAGUUAUUUUUUGUUUUGUAAGAAUAACCUGUUCAUACUGUAAAAAUAAAAUUUUGUUAUAUUUAUUUA
Bemisia tabaci is the source of this 7268-nucleotide messenger RNA. RefSeq lists its product as uncharacterized. The record is from RefSeq and is a predicted model, not a curated record. Lineage: Eukaryota; Metazoa; Arthropoda; Insecta; Hemiptera; Aleyrodidae. Gene Ontology annotation, molecular function: ATP binding; ATP hydrolysis activity.